Molecule: messenger RNA, 3623 nt
Organism: Tachysurus vachellii
Lineage: Eukaryota; Metazoa; Chordata; Actinopteri; Siluriformes; Bagridae
Gene: lhx9
Product: LIM homeobox 9
Exons: 5
Coding region: 637-1860 (407 amino acids)
Biological process (GO): regulation of transcription by RNA polymerase II; neuron differentiation
Cellular component (GO): nucleus
Molecular function (GO): RNA polymerase II transcription regulatory region sequence-specific DNA binding; DNA-binding transcription factor activity, RNA polymerase II-specific
Source: RefSeq, a predicted model, not a curated record
UGCUCAAUUUAUCGAAUUCAAGCUUCUUUUUCGGGAUGAGGUCUCAAACAUGUUGGAGAUGAGGGAAUAAAAUAAGUGCAUUGGCCAUCAGCAGCCCACAGUGACAGCUCUUUGUUAGUGAACAGAAGAAAUCAGAAUUGAGAGAGGGAGAACUCCUCCUACCAAAUUACCCAAGCAGGGCAGGCGUUUCUCUCUCUCUCUCUCUCUCUCUCUCUCUCUCUCUUGCUUUCUUCACAAAUAAGACACACGUCUCCAAGCCUCACACACUCCCCACACCCGACUCCUGGGCACUCGGAUCCCUAUAAGACUAUAAGAGCCAAACUGGGAACUAAAAUCACACGAUUUAAAACAAAUCAUCCAUCUCUUUCUCGGCAGAUUUCCUCACCCGGACUAUACUUUUGUUUUUUGUUUUUUUGCUUCUUUUUUAAAAACCAGGAGUGGAUGUGCGCUUUACUACUGUUCCUGCCGUUUGCAGUUUGCGAGGCGGCCUGCUAAAGUGCGCGCACGUGCGCGCGCGCGUGUGUGUGUGUGUGUGUGUGUGUGCGUGGUGGUGUAUGCGUGCUGGUGGUGUGUGUGUAAGUUUCCUUGUAGCAGAUCGCUUUCGGAUGGUGUGAGGGGCUCCGUGGCGCCUGUUAUAUGGAAGUUGUGGCGUGCAAGGCGAAAGAAAGCAGUUGCACAUUGCGCCCCGCAGCAGCAGCAGCAGCAGCCAUGCUUUUCCACGGUAUCUCCGGCGAACACAUCCAGGGUAUAAUGGAGGAGAUGGAGAGGAGAAACAAAACGGAGUCUCGCUUAGCCAAAGCUGUCCAAAUGAACGGAAGAGACACGAGCAUGCCGUCUGUGAGUCCGGAGAAGCCUGCUCUGUGUGCCGGAUGUGGAGGUAAAAUCUCUGACCGCUAUUAUUUACUGGCGGUGGAUAAACAGUGGCACCUGCGCUGUCUCAAGUGCUGCGAGUGCAAACUGGCUUUGGAGUCCGAGCUCACGUGCUUCGCCAAGGACGGCAGCAUUUACUGCAAAGAGGAUUACUACAGAAGGUUCUCCGUGCAGCGGUGCGCACGCUGUCACCUGGGCAUCUCGGCGUCGGAAAUGGUGAUGCGCGCGCGCGACUCCGUGUACCACCUGAGCUGUUUCACGUGCACGUCGUGCCACAAGACGCUGAGCACCGGCGACCACUUCGGCAUGAAGGAGAGCCUGGUGUACUGCCGUCUGCACUUCGAGAGCCUCGUGCAAGGGGAAUACCAGCACCACCAGCAGCAGCACACGCAGCUGAACUACGCAGACUUAGCUGCAAAGGGCGCGAGCUUGGCGCUGCCGUACUUCAACGGCUCGGGAACGGUACAGAAGGGCAGGCCGCGUAAACGGAAGAGCCCAGCCAUGGGCAUAGACAUCAGCACGUACAACUCGGGUUGUAACGAGAAUGAUGCUGAGCAUCUGGAUCGAGAUCAGCAGGCAUACGCUCCAUCGCAGAAGACCAAACGCAUGCGCACGUCCUUCAAGCACCACCAGCUUCGCACCAUGAAGUCCUAUUUUGCCAUCAAUCACAAUCCUGAUGCCAAGGAUUUAAAGCAGCUUGCGCAGAAGACGGGCCUCACCAAAAGAGUGCUGCAGGUCUGGUUCCAAAACGCGCGGGCCAAAUUCAGACGGAACGUUUUGCGGCAGGAGAGUGGGGGUGUUGAGAAGGCUGACGGCACGUCACUUCCCGCACCCUCCUCCGACAGUGGUGCUCUGACCCCGCCAAGCACAGCCAGCACGCUAACAGACCUGACCAAUCCCUCUAUCACCGUAGUCACCUCAGUCACCUCUAGUUUGGACAGCCAUGAGUCCGGGAGUCCCCCACAAACGACCCUGACGAACCUUUUCUAACACAGAUUUGGGGUUUUAUUGUUUAUUGUUUUGUUUUUUCCUCCCUUGCAAAUGUGGCUUUUUGUUGUUAUUUACAAAACACUCUUAAACAACCAGAGACAGAUCCAUUUGAGGAUGAAGUAGUCACCUCAAGUCAACCUUAUUUUGGACAGACUGUAUUUUGAUUUUGCAAAAAACAAUAAUAGUUAAAUUAAUAAAUAAAGCAUAACGAUUUAUUAAAAAUUCGAAUUAUAUUUGAUUUUUUUUUUUGUUUUGUUUACAAACAGAUCCAUUCAAAUCAGGAAUAAUUUGAACUCUGUAAAAAGUUACUCAUAUAUUACUAUUUUGUUUUGGUUUUGUUUUUCAACGAAAAUAUUUGAGGGAUUUCAUUUCGGAUUCGACCCAGUGAAGGUCCCGUUCUCACACGAAGCACUAAAACAAACGAGAGGGUCAAUUUAAUGUGUAGCACUUGCAACCACUUGGCAACUGAGUUUUUCCCCCAUUUUUUUUAAUCCUACUCACCAUGUCAGCAUCGUCUCUGCAUGUUUCAGCACUUCACGUGUUAAAGUGGAAACAUGUCUCAGACCACGUGCUUUAAGCCACACACAAAAUCCUUCAUUCUGUUUUGUAAUUUUUUUUUUUAUUUCAUUGAUAAUCUGCAUUUUAUUUCCCAAAGCAUUUUUGCAUUCCAGUUGAGCCCCAGUGUCUGUAGCUCUGAUAAACAACUCCAUUAUCAUGCGUUUUCAUACUUUAUACUUUUACAACUCGCAUGCCAGGUGGUGCUUCAACCUCAAGACCACAUCGUCAUACCAGCGUGGCUCUAAUUAGGGUUAAAUGAUAUCGAAAACUGUGCAGUGGUAACUGUUCAAAAUAAUAUAAAAAAAAAACAGCUUCAGAGCCCUUUAUAUUAUUAUUUUUUUGAUGGGCUUCAUUUGACUCGAUUGUACAGACAAGGCACUUUUAACACGUAUUCUGGCAUAUAAAGUAUUUAAACCUUUGCCAAUUCCUAUUCAUUGCUAUAGAUUUGCAGUUUGCUUAGUGAUCAGUGUGUUACGGUGGCGUAGCUCAGGGUGAUCAUGAGAUUCAACACAAUUUGGAGAUGGAAAAUUUAGUCUGUUUUUUUUUUUUGCAUUUUUUAAUGUGUUAUUUCUCAGCUUGUGGAUUGCAAUAUCGAUGAAAAAACAAACACCUCUUCUGAUUGGAGAAAGUUAGUCAUACCUAUAAUCAAAUCACUCUUUUUCAGUCAAAUGCAAUUUUUUUUAUUAAUUAUUAUUUUUUUUAAUUAAAUGGACACUUGCCACUGAACAGACCAAAAACAUGAGGAUUUGGAAUUGACAGCGAGGGACAGUGAGGGGUUGAUUAGUUCAUUGUGUGAUGGAGAGAUGGUUCUGUUUGUAGAACAAAGUGCUCCUCUAAGAUCUACUUCAUGAAGUAGACGCCUAACUCAGUUCUACUAUGUGCCUUACGCUAUAACCUGGAAGAGAGCUUGUGAAAUUCAGGAGAUACAUGUGUGUUUGUUUAAUGGAUAUCGCAUUCUUUGAACGCCUCACUAGUUUUGUACUGUUCUGUUUUUCAUCUGAGGAUCUUUUUAAUGGUGUUAUUCUGUUACAAAGGAGGCAAGCGAUGGCCUAGAAAGCAGUUGUGCACUCUUUCAAUUAUAGUCGGUAAAUCCGAGAAUCUUAUAUAUUGAUCUUCGUGUUAAUAGUAUGGUACGUGUUCUAUCAAGAUUGUCCAUUGUUUCCUUGUUUCUUGAAAAAAAAAAAAAAGAUGGUGUAUAGAAACUA